This is a messenger RNA of Symbiodinium necroappetens, 1329 nucleotides long. NCBI's taxonomy places the organism in Eukaryota, Dinophyceae, Suessiales, Symbiodiniaceae. The record is from the annotation of a GenBank genome assembly.
AUGUCGGCUCGAACCUACGACCCCACGGUUCCUCCACCCUAUGCAACCCUCAGUGAACGGGUUGUGGUGCCCCGAACCGAAGAUUCUUCCGUCGCAGAGAUAAGCGGCAAUGAUCUGCCGGGUUUGGUCACCUAUGCGCUGCAGAAUAAUCCCCGCAUUACUUCAGCCAUUGCGCAAUAUGAAGCGGCCAAAACCCAGGUAACGCAAGUCACCGCCCUGCCGGAUCCAAAGUUGAGCUAUCGACAUUUCCUGGAAGAAGUAGAAACCCGGGUGGGGCCGCAGCAAUACGCGAUUGGCAUCUCACAAUCACUACCCUGGCUGGGAAAGCUGCGUCUGCAGGGUGAGGUUGCCUCACAGCAGGCACACGCCGCCGCCGCGCGCAUAUCAACUAUCCAGAACGAAGUCAUCGCCGAAGUUGCCAGCGCCUGGUAUGAACUGUAUUACUUCAAUCGCGCCCUGCAAAUCAUGCAAGGCAACCGAGACCUGGUAGUGCAUCUGGAACGUGUGGCGCGUACGCGCUACAGCACCGGCGCGGCUGGUCAUCCGGAUGUUAUUCGUGCCCAGGUCGAGCUGGGGAAAAUUGAGAAUGACCUGGCCAGUCUGUCUGAUCGUAAAAGACCGCUGUUAGCCCGUCUGAAUGCGGCGCUUAACCGUCCUAGCCACAGCUCCAUUGAAAUGCCAAAAGAUGCACCCGUGGUGCGGAUGCCACGCCAGGAUACUCAGAUUAUCGCUGGUGUUGCCAACAACAAUCCUGAGCUGCACGCGCUCGCCUUCGAUAUCGCAAGCGCAACGGCAGCAAAAGAACGGGCAAACAAAGAUUUUCUGCCUGACUUUUCCUUCGGCAUAGAUUACAUCGCGACAGGCAACGCGCGCGCUCCGAACGUCGCGGGAAGUGGUGAUGAUCCUGUUUCAGCCGCAUUUACGAUGACGCUGCCCAUUCAACGCGGCAAGUACCGCGCCGGGGUUCAAGCGGCACAAGCGCGUAUCGUUGGCGAACAAGCCCGGCGGGAUCAACACCUGAACAGUCUGGAAGCAUCGACGGUCAACGCCCUUUUCAGGCUGCGGGACGCCGAGCGCCAGAUAGAUCUGUAUCAAAACACACUCCUGCCCAAAGCCAAUGAAUCGUUAGUUGCCACGCAACGCGCCUAUAGCUCGGGCGGCUCUACCUUUUCGGAUCUGAUCGACGCACAGCGGGUGUUGCUGGUGUUUGAGCUGGCCGAAGUGCGCGCGAUUACCGACCACAACCUGGCCCGGACAACGUUGGAACAGCUGAUGGGCGCACCCUUCGACGCCGCCGACACCAAAAGGGAGCAACAUGAUGGACUUUAG